Didymella exigua CBS 183.55 is the source of this 1170-nucleotide messenger RNA. Its product is annotated as inosine monophosphate dehydrogenase. Gene Ontology annotation, molecular function: nitronate monooxygenase activity. The transcript is spliced from 3 exons. The record is from RefSeq and is a predicted model, not a curated record. The coding region runs from base 80 to 1135 and encodes 351 amino acids. NCBI's taxonomy places the organism in Eukaryota, Fungi, Ascomycota, Dothideomycetes, Pleosporales, Didymellaceae.
UCCGGUUUUGCUUACAACUCCACGCGCGGCCCGAGUAAGACAAUCUGCCACGUAAGAUACAUCCGGCCGAGGAUUGAAGAUGGACUCCAUCCAAAGACUCAGAAACGAUUACCCAUGGAUUCAAACGCCCCUCGUCGUAGGAGCGCCCAUGCGCCUCAUCGCUCUCGCUGACCUCGCAGUCGCCAUCUCAAAAGCUGGAGGCAUCGGCUUCAUCGGCGCCGGAACCGACGUCUCAGAUCUAGAGACGUACCUGGAAUCCGCUGGCAUGCUCCUACAAGACUCUCCUGUUCCAACCACAAACGGCACAAUCCCGCUCGGCGUAGGCUUCAUCAACUGGGGCGCCGACCUCUCCGUUGCUCUCCCUGUCAUCGCCAGGUUCAAACCAGCGGCUAUAUGGUUCUUCGCGCCUUCCUCUGUCGCGACGCUGAAGGACUGGUCAGAACGGUGCAGACGCGCCAGCCCGCACAGCAGGAUCUGGGUGCAGAUCGGUAGCGUGCGCGAAGCUCGCGAUGUGGUCUGGCACGUGAGGCCCGACGUCCUGGUCGUCCAGGGCACAGAUGCCGGCGGUCACGGCCUGGCGCAGGGCGCGGGUCUCAUCUCCCUGCUGCCGGAAGUCGACGAUGCGGUUUCCGCGCUGCUGCCGGGUGCAGAGAGACCGGUGCUCAUAGCGGCCGGCGGCAUCGUGGAGGCGCGCGGCGCAGCGGCGAGUCUGCUUCUUGGCGCUAGUGGAACAGUAAUGGGUACGCGUUUCCUUGCGAGCCACGAGGCGGUGCUGGCGAAGGGUUAUCAGGACGAGGUGCUUCGGGCCAGUGAUGGUGGGCAGACGACGGUGCGAACGAAGGCCUGGGAUAACGCCAGGGGAACAAAGGGGUGGGCAGAGACGCAUAAUGGGCGGGGGAUCGUAAACAGGACGUACACCGAUGCCGUGGGUGGCAUGGCCGAUGAGGAGAACAAGAGGUUGUAUGAAGAGGACGUGAAGAAGGGAGAUCAGGGGUGGGGCGCGGAUGCGAGGCUAUGUACGUAUGCUGGGAGUGCGGUGGGGUUGGUUAAGGAGGUCAAGGGUGCCGGGGAGAUCGUAAGGGAAGUGAGGGAAGGGAUGAAAGGGUUGGUAAAGGGUACGAGGGCCAGGUUUUAGCAUUCGAAGUCGCUGCCUCAAAAAGACACCUAAGA